Molecule: messenger RNA, 354 nt
Organism: Peronospora belbahrii
Lineage: Eukaryota; Oomycota; Peronosporomycetes; Peronosporales; Peronosporaceae
Source: the annotation of a GenBank genome assembly
AUGAUGAAAGUUCUAGUUGUUCCAGUAAUUGCAGCGUUAUCUGCUUUUAGUAUAAGCAUUGAAGCAUUGGAACGAGACAAGCAGUUGGAAGUUGUAGCUACUGUACAUAGUAAUUAUCAUUUAUUGACUCGAUACGACGAUGAAGCAAAAGAUCGAUUGGAAAUAAAGUGUUUUGAUAAUUUUACACUGGACGACAAUCCCAUUUGUGCUUCCAAUGGUCAAAUGUACACGAACCUCAGCAUGUUUAACUAUCGAAAGUGUAUGCUAAAGAUUCAAGAAGGUACGGAACUGGAAAUGAAAGACGUUGAAUUUUGCAAGAGUCAAAUCCGUGAGGAAUUGGAACAUGUUGAGUAG